Megalops cyprinoides (Indo-Pacific tarpon) is the source of this 1835-nucleotide messenger RNA. Its product is annotated as protein phosphatase 1 regulatory subunit 3E-like. Gene Ontology annotation, biological process: regulation of glycogen biosynthetic process. Gene Ontology annotation, molecular function: glycogen binding; protein phosphatase 1 binding. The record is from RefSeq and is a predicted model, not a curated record. Gene Ontology annotation, cellular component: protein phosphatase type 1 complex. Lineage: Eukaryota; Metazoa; Chordata; Actinopteri; Elopiformes; Megalopidae. Bases 80 to 1000 code for a protein of 306 amino acids. The transcript has a single exon.
GAAGCCAGACAACUGACGGCGUCUUUCCUCCCAACUCUUCAGAAAACGUCAAGAUUCAUCUUGAAGACGUAAACCUUCUAUGGAAAACGAAACGGUGCACUCGAUUGUUGUCAUGCUGCCUCCAAAGACCUGCAUCCCGAAGAAUUACAGCUGCAUGGCUGGUCUGUUUGGGGGCUUGGCAGCAGCUAACCAGUGGAAAGAGGACGGAGACGAAGAAGCAGACGGUCCUGGUGAAUCGGACCUUGACAAUCAUGUGGUGGAAGAGAGACCGAGAGGCAGAGAGUGCUUUUUGAAACCUCCGCAAAGUCCAACCUUGCGAAGGAGAUGCAAAUCACUACCGACCCCAACAGAAAGAGCAAAGCUUGAAAUAGCCAGAAGUCGAAGCCCAACUAGUAACAAAAAGGUCAGAUUCGCCGAUUCUUUGGGGCUGGAGCUUACCUCAGUGAAGCACUUUUGUGACGCCGACAUGCCAGAGGUACCGCAGCGGGUAUUAGAUAAAUUCAGGAGAGGAAACACAAUCCAUUUGAGCAACUUCGACAAGUUUCCAAGAAUUCCUACACAAUCGGUAUUUAUGGAAGCUCAAUUCAUUAAUCCCGGUAAUUUACCAGGAUUCUUAGAGAAAGUGCAAGAAUUAAAGGUGAUGUUGGAAUGUGUUGAAACUGACGAAUUUUGUCUGUCAGGAUUUGUCAGAGUAUUAAACCUGGCUUUUGAGAAAAGCGUAUUUUUAAGGUACACGCUAAAUAACUGGAUAACGUUUUUAGAUGUUCUUGCUUCGUACGUCCCAAACUCCAGCGAUGGGUUAACAGACAAAUUCAGCUUUAAGAUCAUCACCCCGACAUUUUUGGAAAGUGAAGGUACAUUGCAGUUUGCAAUAAAGUACUGUGUCGGCGACAAUGAGUUUUGGGACAACAAUAAUGGAAAUAAUUAUAAAGUGCGACGCCACAGGUUUAAAAUAUCUCCCCCAAGAGAAUGGGAAAACGGCUGGAUUCACUUCAUUUAGCAUGUUCUUUUCACGAGGAUACAUGGGUAUUUUGUGUGCAAAACACACAACAAACAUUCACUGAAAUGUACGCGUUACAAAUAUAUUUAAUUGUAAUUCUGAUUGGCUGCCUUUGGGGUUCCCGUGCUGGGGUACAUCAUGUUCUUUCCUUUCUUCUGACGUUUCUCUACACGAUUUGAAUGACAGAUGACAUCCCCACAGGUGGAGAACGCAUAGUAGGUAUGUCGAGAUGGAACAUUUAGAAUUUAAAAUUGCUGUAUAAUGACCAUGACAGACUUUUCACAGGUCCGCCGUUUCAUUGGGCAGUUUCGACCUCUUAUGUAACACACAACACGUGCUGCUGUAUAGACAAUGGUUCAAGUGAUCUUCCUAUUACAACGUACAGAAUUUCUAAAUUGCAUUUAUAGGCACCGUUUCAGGUUCUCCGUUUUAAGGCUAUAUUUUAUUUUUUUAUAAAUUUCAUGUAGUUCAACGCUUUAAUUUGCCUCAGGCUUCCGAAAUAACCGGAAAAUUUGUCACGUUUCAGGAAAAAAAAUGCCACGUGCCACCUAUAACAGGAAUAUGAAGGCAUAUGUAGCACACAUGUGUCUUGUUGUGUAGCCAACUAAUGAGUGCAUCAGGCCGUGCAUCUCUGUAGCCAUUCGUUCAUCCACUUGAUACUCCAUUCUACCAUGCAAUUCUAACAAUACUGUGGAAUUAGUCAGGGACUUUUAGUAACACAACACUAAUGCGGUAAAGAUCACUGUUUACAGUUCACUUCAUUCAUUGCAGGGUGACAUUAAAAAGACAUAAAACCGUGCACAUAAUGAACUCCACCAUAUUGUUAUUGGAGUGA